CAGCUUCUAUGAUAAAUAGUCCGCCGCGCUGGACUGUGGCGAUGUUUUUGGAGCAAGUUCUUGACCUAGAAGGCAGAUAAUCGCAAUUUAUAGGCUUACACUUCAUAUGAUCUUUAUAGAAUAAGUAACGUAUAGGCAUGCAUACGCCUCAUCUAGUUUUAACACAAUAAGCGAGGCUACAUUUUUCUUUAUUUAUAAAAGAAAAUAACGUGUGGGUUUAGAGCGAUUGGGCCAUUACAUCGCUAUAACGCGCAGUGACUGUGGGCUAUUGCAUGACAUUUGAACGCACCAAUCAGUCGCUGAGGAGCUGAUUGAGUCUACUUCCCUGCGCUGGGAUAGUUGAAGGGAAGCGGACGGACGGCGGCCGCCGCACACGGAUAUCUCCUCAUCAGGCGAGCAGGAUCUCUCCCACCCCCCACUCCGCCAGAGACCCCCCGAGACGCAGCGAGCCCUCCGUUCCCCCUCACCGCGUCCGCUUGCAGGGAGAUGGCCGGGAUUCUGGCGUGGUUCUGGAACGAGCGCUUCUGGCUCCCCCACAACGUGACCUGGGCUGACUUAAAAAACACAGACGAGGCGACGUUCCCGCAAGCCGAGGAUCUGUAUCUGGCGUGUCCCCUGGCUUUCUGCAUCUUUAUGAUCCGGCUGGUUUUCGAGAGGUUUAUUGCAAGACCAUGUGCAAUGGGCCUGAAGAUCCAGGCCAAUGGGCCACAAAAGGCACAGCCCAACGCUAUCUUAGAGAAGGUUUUCACUGCUAUUACCAAGCAUCCAGAUGAGAAGAGGCUGGAGGGCCUGUCCAAGCAGCUCGACUGGGACGUGCGCACCAUCCAGCGCUGGUUCAGGCAGCGGCGUAACCAGGAGAAGCCGAGCACUCUCGCCAGAUUCUGUGAAAGCAUGUGGCGGUUUACAUUCUACCUGUACAUAUUCACCUACGGAGUGCGUUUUCUUAAGAAGACUCCGUGGUUGUGGAACACCAAGGAGUGCUGGUACAACUACCCUUACCAGCCGCUGACCGUGGACGUCCAUUAUUACUACAUACUGGAGCUGUCGUUCUACCUGUCGUUACUCUUCUCCCGGUUUACAGACAUCAGGAGGAAGGAUUUUCUGAUCAUGUUCCUGCACCACGUGGCAGCCAUCUCUCUCAUCGUAUUCUCAUACGUGAACAACAUGGCACGCGUGGGAACCCUGGUCAUGUGUCUGCACGACGCCGCCGACGUGCUGAUAGAGGCUGCCAAGAUGGCCAACUAUGCCAAAUGUCAGAUACUGUGCAACCUCCUGUUUGCAAUGUUUGCAAUUCUCUUCAUAACUUCCAGGCUGGGAGUUUACCCCAUCUGGAUUUUAAACACCACUUUGUUUGAGAGUUGGGAGAUCGUAGGCCCCUACCCAUCCUGGUGGGUCUUCAACCUCCUUCUGGUCCUACUGCAGCUUCUUCACUCAUUCUGGUCCUACCUCAUAGUGAAGACAGCAUGCAGAGCCAUCUCCAAAGGAAAGGUGGGGAAAUGGAAUCCUUUACAUGUUUCUAAAGAUGACCGCAGUGACAUCGAGUCCAGCUCUGAUGAGGAUGAAAGCCCCCCUCCCAGUCAGAAGCACCACACCAGCGCCACCAACGGCACCAACAAAAAUGGGACCAACGGCUACCUGACAGGAGUCCCGUACCCUGACGAACACUGACUGAGCUAAUAUCACGCGAAUGGAACCAUGCUGCAGACACGACCCAUUUAUCUGUGUCAGCAUGUGUAUGUGUGUGUGUGUGUGUGUGUGUGUGUGUGUGUGGGAGUGUGAACUUAGGCGUAUGGUGGAGACAUGAGCAUCUCAUCUUCGUAAGUUAUUGAUAGAUUUAUGUGAAUGCAGUUUUGUCAUGGGUUCUUUACUAAUUUUGUUGUGCAAUUUAUUCUCUUCUGCUAUAUAUUUGCAUCAAACUGCACUCACUGACAAAUUAAAGGAAUCAGUAGAACGCACUCAUUUAGCCGACGAAUGACAGCGUUUCACUUUACGGUCGAAGCAUGCUACGUUGACUUACAGCAGUUCGGCAUGCUGCAAGGGGGUGUUUUCUCCUACGUUCGUCUCUUUCUUUGUUCUUUAAUUUGUAUGAACAUGUUUACAAGUUUUAGUCAGACAUCUUUUCUUCUUCGACGUCAGCGUUGGCAUAAUCUUAAAACAGAAACGCAAGCCGUCGUUUUCACCUCGUCGUCACAGUAUUAGCCGGAUUCAGUUUUACUGCUACACCCCCAAAGAUUUGCCAAAACCAUGAGUUUGUUGUCACUGACAAAUGGAUGAUAAUGUGAAGUUUAUGCACAUUUGCAAAUUCAUUCUUCACACAAUCUGUAUAUGAGAUGUCAAUAACAGUAGUAUCUGUGUGUGCAUCAGAUAUGGCUAGAUGCUGUAUUCUUUAUCCAAUCAUUUUGUUAGGUAUUCUCGUACAUUUCUGGUUAUUAUUAAAUUAAAGGCAAUUUGUCCUCACAUGAGGUGGAUAUGAGUUGUUUGAAUAAUUCAAUAAUAAAAAAAGGCAAUUCAU
This is a messenger RNA of Fundulus heteroclitus (mummichog), 2512 nucleotides long. RefSeq names its product ceramide synthase 6 (gene cers6). NCBI's taxonomy places the organism in Eukaryota, Metazoa, Chordata, Actinopteri, Cyprinodontiformes, Fundulidae. Gene Ontology annotation, biological process: ceramide biosynthetic process. Gene Ontology annotation, molecular function: sphingosine N-acyltransferase activity; DNA binding. The record is from RefSeq and is a predicted model, not a curated record. The transcript is spliced from 11 exons. The coding region runs from base 487 to 1668 and encodes 393 amino acids. Gene Ontology annotation, cellular component: membrane.